GGAGGAUCAGCCUUUACCAAAUGCGUGCAGCUUGUCGUGGAACUAGAAGUCAAGGGGCGCUUGGCCAAUUGUCGAGACUCGCUGAGCCACUUAUUAGGUUAUGGUCAAGGCGCAGCUGGUCCGCCCCUCCAACAGACGACCAUUCUGGGCCUGUUUGGUUUGGACCAGCUUCCUCCGUUCCACAGAACAGCCAACGAACAGCAAAUUCUCCGACCUACAACCGCACCGCACACCUCUCUCGCGACACGUCAGGUCAAGGCAAGGCAGCCAGAAGGAAAGCCAAGGCAAGGCGACCAAGCAUCUGAAGUGGCAAAACAUGGCUGGAGCCACGCGGGACAGGCGCCUCGUCAAGGAGCUCGGCAAGAUCCACAAGGAUGGACUGCCUCCGGGUAUCGAGUUGCUACAGCGCGAAGAUAGCGUCGCCGGCGACUGGUUUCUCGACAUCCGAGUCCUCGACGUCAACCCGCUCUACCAGGGCCAGAUAUACCGGCUCAAAUUCCAAUUCCCCAAGAUGUAUCCCAUCGAACCUCCUGAGGUCACCUUUGACAAGAAGCCCGAUCGCCCGAUCCCGAUGCACCCACACAUAUACUCCAACGGCAUCAUCUGCCUGGACCUUCUCGGCCAGCAGGGCUGGAGCCCUGUGCAGAGCGUCUCAAGUGUAUGCAUGAGCAUCCAGAGCAUGCUGACGAGCAACGACAAAAACGAGCGACCCCCCGGUGACGAGGACUUCGUGCGGGGCAACAAACUGCGACCGCGCGACAUCGAGUUUCUCUACCACGAUAACACCGUGUAGCAGGCCUCGUGCAAUUACACAAUCCAAGGAGGAUUUUUGAAACUACACACUGAGCUUUGCACGCAUUUCUGGUGCUUUUGGCGUUGGGCCCCGGGAGGCAACCAGGCACGGACGGGACAUGACACUUGACACUUGGUACGCGAGGGACAUUUGGGCUUCCGGUUUUGAUAGUUACUUGGGGCCGCUGACCCGGCCAUAUGGGCGUUCAUCAUCAUCAUACGCAAGGUAAAUUCAACAUGGCUCUGCCGCUGGGGAGCGAUGGGUUGGUCACGACUCUGCUGGUUUAAACGAUACACAUACAUCAAAUAGCAAAGGUCAUCAUGAUGGUUAUGGCAUGGGUCAGCCUGGGAGAAACGCCACCCACUGACAGAUCAACAUCGAUACGGGUGCGGCAUGUCAUAACCGUAUGGACGAGCUGGAUAAAUACCUCAAGAUUCUUCUCUGUUAAAUAUACGCGGGUAUUUACUGACA
Messenger RNA from Ilyonectria robusta, 1264 nucleotides. Its product is annotated as ubiquitin-conjugating enzyme/RWD-like protein. Gene Ontology annotation, cellular component: nucleus. The transcript is spliced from 3 exons. Bases 101 to 793 code for a protein of 230 amino acids. Lineage: Eukaryota; Fungi; Ascomycota; Sordariomycetes; Hypocreales; Nectriaceae. Gene Ontology annotation, biological process: protein polyubiquitination; proteasome-mediated ubiquitin-dependent protein catabolic process. Gene Ontology annotation, molecular function: ubiquitin conjugating enzyme activity. The record is from RefSeq and is a predicted model, not a curated record.